GUUUGGGAAUACCGGGAGUCCGGGCAGUCAGUUGCUCGGGGGCGGCUGAUGGUCGGCAGACAGUGUCACAGCUUCACCUUAAAAGGACGAGUUGCAGAUUAAAACUGGAAUCUUCUCUGUUUUUGGGCAAAAUGCCUCUUUUUGGAAAUACAUUCAGUCCGAAGAAAACUCCACCUAGGAAAUCUGCCUCCCUCUCCAACCUGCAUUCGCUGGACAGAACUACCAAAGAAGUAGAGUUGGGCUUAGAUUAUGGAUUGCCAAGUAUUAACAUUGCGGGUCAAAGUUUAAAAUUUGAAAAUGGACAGUGGAUUACAGAAUCUGGUGGAACUGGGUCACAGAAGGAAAUACAGCGGUUGCGCAAGAGAAACCUGCAACUGGAGGAAGAGAAUAAUUUGUUGCGUCUGAAAGUGGACAUCUUGCUUGAUAUGUUGUCUGAGACAACAGCUGAAUCUCACUUAAAGGAGAGAGAACUUGAAGAGUUGAAGAAUCUGAGUGCAAGAAGGAAAUAGUCUUUGUUUUUGAAAAAGAUGAAAUUUUGAAGGGGCCCUUAUCCAUGACUAAUUGCAUUGUUUUGUAAGAUGUCUCCUUCCCAACAAUUCUUCUGCAUCACACCCACUUCUAGACACACGCCUUAGUAGAGCAAUUUUGUAUUUGACAAACACAAAAAUCACCAACAUUAUAUUUCAUUAAUUGUGCAAAAUUCUAAAGGAUAUGUACAUUGCUGUAUGCUAUGCUACCAUACAUAUGUGUCUGAGUGUGGAUUAGAAUGCAUAUGAUUCGGACGAUCCAAUCCAAAAAUUUUUUUGCACAAG
Molecule: messenger RNA, 812 nt
Organism: Pelobates fuscus (common spadefoot toad)
Lineage: Eukaryota; Metazoa; Chordata; Amphibia; Anura; Pelobatidae
Gene: CBY1
Product: chibby 1, beta catenin antagonist
Exons: 5
Coding region: 132-509 (125 amino acids)
Source: RefSeq, a predicted model, not a curated record